This is a messenger RNA of Cladocopium goreaui, 627 nucleotides long. The record is from the annotation of a GenBank genome assembly. NCBI's taxonomy places the organism in Eukaryota, Dinophyceae, Suessiales, Symbiodiniaceae.
AUGGCCUCCCAUGUCAAUACUGUUGAUGCCUUGAGUGACAGUGACUUAGAUGCUCCUACUCAAGAGCUCCCUGGUGGUGUUGAGGAUGCCACCCCUCCAAAGCCCACCAUGCCAAUUCCAUCGCCAAAGACACCAGCCAAACCGAAGCGCCCUGCAUCUUCCAGUGCAGCAGCUGCCCCAAGAGCCUCAAAGUCUGAUGCAGGAGCUGCCAAAAAAAGACCAGCUUUAAAGCGCCCUGCGGCAUCCGUUGCUUUUGGAGAGACCUAUGGUGGUAAUAUCCCUGACCCCAAGAACAAGAACGAGAAGAAGCCCCGCACUGCGGCCAGUUUGGAUUCUGAUGGGAACCCGGACCUGACCAUGAAGUAUCGUUUUGCCCCCAUGCAGAAGAAAGGCUCAAGUGCUAUUCUUCGAUAUGAUGAAAAUGGGAAGAAACAAGUCUGCCAAGUUGCUGUGAAGGGUGCCACCUAUGAUCAGAAUGCCAGGGCAUGCAGGGUCCUACUUGAGUUGCUGCACGAUGGCAAGCCCGAGUCCGAGGUGUUGGUGGUCCGGGGAAGCAUUAUUGAAGAAAUGCGAUCUUGCAUUUCGGAAGGUCGCCCCAUUCCAGAUUUUGAUGGGGCAGGACCCUAG